AUGGACGGGUGUGUCACGCUCGACCUGCCAACGUUCGGUAUCACCCAGCAAGAUUUGCAGUCAAUUUUGCGUAAAUAUUUAGAAUGGAAAAACGAGUCGUUCGAUGUCGCCGCUGCCUGCUGCCCGAUAUACGCUCGAGUGCGGUCGUUUGCAAACACGCGAGUCGGCUACCUCGGGGACCACUUCAUUCUGGAGCUGUUCGGAAGGAAUGAUGAGGCCAGCGUAUCAUCCCCGGUCGCAGAGCUGUUCCUGAAAGCUGCGCCCUCAACAAUACCGGCCCUGACACAGUACCUGCAAGCGAUCGGAACGGCCCGCAAAGAAGCCAGUAUGUAUCGGGCCUUGCUUCCCCGAUUGGCUCGCUAUUCGCGCUUCGCCCCGCACGCCUUCUAUGCUCGCGACCACCCGGAUGGCCGCGCACUGGUGCUGGAGAAUCUGCAAGCUCAAGGCUUCCGUACGCUUGCCACCGAUGCGAUGGGUAUUUUCGAUAGGCCACACCUAGAAUCGGCGCUGCGGGCACUGGCAAAGUUUCAUUCCGCUGCCCUGCUGCUCGAGACCGACACGGGCUCCAGUUUGCCGCAGCUCGUCCCCGGAGUGUUGGACGAAAACGGUUGGAUCCGAAAGGAGGGCAAUCCAAGGGUACAAGAGCUGGAAAAUGCCAUCGACGUGCUGCUAGCCCUGGUCCGGGUGACGGAAAAGGAUAACCCACGGCUGGACACGAUCCUGCAGAAGUUGCCCCCGUUCGUGCAGCAAAUCUAUGAGCUCGUGAAGCCCUCCACCGAGUACCGGAACGUGGCUUGCCACGGAGAUUUGUGGGCCAGCAAUGUAAUGUUUCGCUACGGUGACCGCGACACAGCAGGGACGCCGCCGCCGCGCGAGUGUUUGAUUAUCGAUUUCCAGUUCACGCGCUACGCACCACCGGCGUACGACGUGUCGAUGCUUAUCACGCUCACCACCACGGGCCAGUUCCGGCGUGCGCAUUACGACGAACUGCUGGAGUUCUACUGGCGACGGAUGGAGUGCGAAUUGGCGCAACAUUUGCCGCAAAGCGAUGUGAACCAAUUGUUUCCACGAGAACCCUUUCUCCAAUCUUGCCACCGUUACCGGACGUCGGCGCUGAUUGACAACUUUCUCAUGAAUCACGUCACGUUGCUGCCCCGGAGCAGCGUGGAUCGAAUCUUUUCUUCCGCCGAGUGCUACAACAGCUUCAGUGGGGCGGCCAAAAUUCAAAUGUGUUUGCAAGUUUUGCGCGAUCAUCCGGCAUAUCGAGAGCGACUCACGGGAAUUAUACGGGAUCUGAUUGCGGCUUUGUAAGAAAAAAGAAGGCAGAACAGGCAUUUAUUUGGCAACUAGUUAUUGUUAAUGGAAAUCAAACAAAUACUCCAGCAGCUCGUUCACUACGUCCUCCAUCCG
Molecule: messenger RNA, 1410 nt
Organism: Anopheles cruzii
Lineage: Eukaryota; Metazoa; Arthropoda; Insecta; Diptera; Culicidae
Exons: 1
Coding region: 1-1311 (436 amino acids)
Source: RefSeq, a predicted model, not a curated record